AGUUUUGACACAAUAGGAAAAUAAAAAAAAACAACUAAUUCCGUUACCGCAAAGCCUGAAAGAAGUCGCGAUUUCGACGAAAAGCAAAAGAUCCUUCUCAAAUAAAUCAAAUUAAAAGAAAACAAACAUUAAUAAUUCAUUAAUUUAUAAGAAUUUAUAACCAUCCAACCGCUCAUAAAAUAAAAGAAGUGAGAAAAUGUCUGAUUGGGCUAAAAAAGCGGAGGAUCAAGAAAUCUCUAAUUUGGUCGACAAAUUAGACAUAAAAAAGAAAGAUGUUGAUCCAGUUCCAGAGGAAACUAAAACCGCUCAACCAGCUCCUCAAGAAGAGCAAGCCGACAUUGUAAGCCCCGCUGAAGCGAGUUUACUUUUGAAAAUCAUACGAAAGGGAUUAGUGGAGUCUAAGUUAGACUUGGAAGUUCAGCGAAAAGAUCCAACAUCGCCAUUGCAUUCUGUUAAGACGUUCGAAGCCUUGCAUUUAAAACCGGAGUUACUUAAAGGUAUCUAUGCUAUGGGUUUCAAUGCGCCAUCAAAAAUACAAGAAACAGCUCUGCCGACACUGCUCGCCGAUCCCCCGCAAAACAUGAUUGCUCAAAGUCAGUCAGGAACAGGAAAAACGGCUGCUUUCGUUUUAGCAAUGUUAAGCCGAGUUGAUACAAAACUCGAAUAUCCCCAGGUUCUUUGUUUAUCGCCUACAUAUGAGCUUGCAAUACAAACUGGUGAAGUAGCCGCUCGAAUGGCACAAUAUUGUCCGGAAAUCAAAUUAAAGUUCGCAGUUAGAGGAGAAGAAGUUCCUCAUAAUACAAAGCUAAAUGACCACAUAAUUAUUGGAACUCCUGGAAAAAUUCUCGAUUGGGGAAUUAAAUAUAAAUUUUUCGAUUUGAAAAAAAUACGUGUUUUCGUUUUGGAUGAGGCUGAUGUUAUGAUUGCCACCCAGGGUCAUCAUGAUCAAUGUAUUCGGAUUCAUAAGCAGUUAUCUCCAAAAUGUCAAAUGCUUUUCUUUUCGGCAACAUACGAAAAAGAUGUAAUGGAUUUCGCGCAGCAUAUUGUAAAGGAUCCAACUAUUAUACGAUUAUUAAGAGAGCAAGAGUCUUUGGACAACAUCAAACAAUACUACGUGAAAUGUAAAAACGAAGACGAAAAAUAUCAAGCUAUUCAAAACAUUUAUGGUGGCAUAACUAUUGGCCAAGCUAUAAUAUUUUGCCACACGAGAAAAGCAGCUGGUUGGCUCGCUGGUAAAAUGUCACAAGAUGGUCACUCUGUUGCAGUUCUUUCUGGAGAUCUAACUGUCGAACAACGAUUAGCUGUUCUCGAUAGAUUCAGAGCUGGCUUAGAGAAAGUUCUUAUCACAACAAAUGUGCUGUCAAGAGGUAUUGAUGUCGAGCAAGUGACAAUUGUUGUCAAUUUCGAUUUACCAAUGGACAUCAAGGGCAACGCAGACUGUGAGACUUAUCUACAUCGUAUUGGAAGAACAGGUCGCUUUGGCAAAAAUGGAAUUGCUAUCAACCUUAUAGAUAGUGACAAAGCAAUGGCCAAUUGUCGCACUAUUGAAGCACAUUUCCAAAAGAAAAUAGAGUUCCUUAAUGCAGAGAAUUCUGAUGAAAUCGAGAAGAUUGCUACUUAAGCGUUUCCAUAUAAUUUAUAUAUAAAUAUAAUUGACUUGUAAAAUUUAUUUGCGGAAUUCAUUUAUAUUUUUAUUUUGAUUUUGUUUAUAUGUUUGAUACAUUAUCAUUAAAAGAAGUGUAUAUUUAUAUAAAGAUAAAAUAAUGAACUAAUUUCGGUUAAUAAAAUUGUUUUAGGCCAAUUAAAUUAAUCAAAAAUUAAUUAAAAUAAAUCUUUUUUUACAUUAAUGCA
Molecule: messenger RNA, 1851 nt
Organism: Eupeodes corollae
Lineage: Eukaryota; Metazoa; Arthropoda; Insecta; Diptera; Syrphidae
Gene: Dbp80
Product: DEAD-box helicase Dbp80
Exons: 11
Coding region: 197-1621 (474 amino acids)
Biological process (GO): poly(A)+ mRNA export from nucleus
Cellular component (GO): cytoplasmic stress granule; nucleus
Molecular function (GO): RNA helicase activity; RNA binding; ATP binding
Source: RefSeq, a predicted model, not a curated record